This is a messenger RNA of Hevea brasiliensis (rubber tree), 2484 nucleotides long. RefSeq names its product tRNA-dihydrouridine(47) synthase [NAD(P)(+)]-like. NCBI's taxonomy places the organism in Eukaryota, Viridiplantae, Streptophyta, Magnoliopsida, Malpighiales, Euphorbiaceae. Bases 130 to 2187 code for a protein of 685 amino acids. The record is from RefSeq and is a predicted model, not a curated record. Gene Ontology annotation, biological process: tRNA processing. Gene Ontology annotation, molecular function: metal ion binding; tRNA dihydrouridine synthase activity; RNA binding. The transcript has 10 exons.
UUAGAUUGACAGUUAUGACCUUAAUAAACCCUACUGUCCAUUCAAGUACGAAGAUACAUGAACUGGAUGAUAACUGCCACUGCCACUGCCACUGCCACCGAAUUGGUUGAGUGAGUUAACUCGUGCGACAUGGCCGAGUCUGCUGCCGAUCUCAUUGAACACAUGAACCUUGUAAUCGACCAACCACCAUCACAACCUUUGAACCCUAACGGAACUCAUCGAACACCGGAGGAGCUUGUGGCCAAAGCCAUAGCUCCAGUAAAGAGAGAGUUCCUUCGUCCUCCGCCUUCCAGAACCAACCAAAGGGACACUGCCGUUUCCGAUGCCGAUGCCAAGGCCUCUAAGUCAAGUGUAGUAGCCAAGGAGAAGAAGUCCAAACGCCAACUCAAACGCGAACGCCGUCAGAAAUCUGCAUUGCAUCUGUGCCCUGAGGUAGCGAAGAGUGAGGACGUUAGUUCGUGUGCUUAUGGUGAUAAGUGCAGAUUCAGCCAUGACAUAGAAGCCUUUAAGGCUGAGAAACCGGCUGAUUUAGAGGGGAAAUGUCCGUUUACUAAUGGAGAUGGGCCGUGUCCUUAUGGCUUGGCAUGUAGAUUCUAUGGGACACAUGAAGAUGGUGCUAAGGGCAAUAGUUCGAAUGCGCUGAAGAAGAACUCUGAAAUUAAUGUAUUGAACAAGGAUGUUCAAAAGCUUUUGUGGAAGAAUAAGAUGAAGUUCCCCAAAGCAGAUGCUAAACUCAAGUCUCUUGGUCUUAUGGGACCUGGCAAUUCAAGAGUAAAAAAGCAGGAUGAUGGGGAAGUUGAUCAGAACUCUGUGAAUGACUCUCAUGCUACUGUAGCCAGUGACUCUGCUGAUAAAUUGGAGUGCUCUUUGGAAGUGCGAACCGGGGAGAAUGCUGAUGGAAUAAUAACAACUAAUGAAAUUAGGCCUCUGAAAAGAGUGAAGUCAAUUAUUGAAGAAAAGUGUUGCUCUGGUGAAGAAGCUAAUGGAUUAAGUGUUCCAGAGAAAGAUCUUGAAAAUAGUUGUCCAGAAACAGAAUUAGAAGUUAUGAUUGAUGAUGCACUCACAGAAACAGAUGGAAGUUUGAAAAUACACCUGCGUGAAAAGAAGUUGAUUGACUUCAGAGGAAAGUUGUAUCUCGCACCUUUGACCACUGUUGGAAAUCUUCCUUUUCGAAGGGUUUGCAAAGUAUUGGGAGCUGAUGUAACUUGCGGUGAAAUGGCAAUGUGUACAAAUCUUUUACAGGGUCAAGCUUCUGAAUGGGCUCUGCUGAGGCGCCAUUCCUCUGAGGAUUUGUUUGGUGUCCAAAUAUGUGGGGCAUAUCCAGAUACUGUAGCACGCACUGUGGAGCUUAUAGAUCAGGAAUGUAAUGUGGACUUCAUAGAUAUAAAUAUGGGCUGCCCAAUUGAUAUUGUUGUUGACAAGGGUGCUGGGUCAUGUCUUCUUACAAAACCAAUGCGAAUGAAAAGGGUUAUAAAUGCAGCUUCUGGCACAGUUGAGAAGCCUAUAACUGUGAAGGUGCGAACAGGUUACUUUGAAGGAAAAAAUCGUAUUGACUCACUAAUUGAGGAUAUUGGUAAUUGGGGGGCCAGUGCUGUAACAAUACAUGGUAGAUCACGCCAGCAACGCUACAGCAAGCUUGCUGAUUGGGACUACAUAUACCAUUGUACUAGAAAGGCCCCGGAAUCUCUUCAAGUACUAGGAAAUGGGGAUAUCUUUUCAUAUACAGGCUGGAACAAGCACAAAUCUGACUGCCCUGAGCUCUCUUCAUGCAUGAUAGCUAGAGGAGCACUAAUUAAACCUUGGAUAUUUACUGAAAUCAAGGAACAGAGGCAUUGGGACAUUAGGUCUGGAGAGAGAUUGGAUAUUUUGAAGGAUUAUGUGCAUUUUGGCCUUGAACAUUGGGGUUCUGAUACAAAAGGGGUGGAGACAACUAGGCAUUUCUUAUUGGAAUGGCUUAGCUACACAUGUAGGUAUAUACCUGUUGGUCUUUUGGAUGUCAUUCCACAACAGAUUAACUGGCGCCCACCCUCCUACUAUGGUCGUGAUGACCUUGAAACUCUUAUGGCUUCUGAUUCUGCUGCUGACUGGAUUCGAAUAUCUGAAAUGUUGCUCGGCAAAGUUCCAGAUGGAUUUACAUUUGCACCAAAGCAUAAGUCCAAUGCAUAUGACCGAGCAGAAAAUGGCUAAUUAUCACUUCCUGAUUUUCAUGGAGGAAUCCAUACCUUUUAUGUGCACUUGGUCUCUGAGGCUGAUACUGAAGGUGAUUCUGGAACCAGGUAAUUGCCAAUUGUGUUUUAUGAUGAGUGAGUACACAUUGGUGUUUGAUUGGUGGUUCUGUUAUUAUUUAUGAGGUACCAAAUUGGUUACCUACCUAUAAAUUUUAAUUGUUGUCCUUUUAUCAUUCAAAAACUUUGUAUUCUAUAAAUUAAAAGCAUACAAUUUCAUUGAAAGUCAAAAUGUGAUUAAGAAUUUGGUUUAGUGUUA